AACCAACCAUCAGUGAUCAGUUUCAUCGUCCCCUUGCACUUUUCACCUGCGCCCACUUUCACUCGUUACGUCGUACGAGACUUUGCUUUGCCUGCUUACUUUCAUAGACUAGCCCUAUGGCCGAUGUGUCUGAUCCCCAGAUAAACGAAGCAUACCUGGACGUUCGUGCCGACAAAUCCGAGACGAACUGGUUGCUAUUGGACUAUGAGUCCGAUCGCUCCGACAAACUCAAGGUCACACAGACUGGCGUAGGGGGACUCUCUGAAUUACGUGAAGCCCUUGACGAUUCCAGGGCAUCGUACGCCUAUGCUCGUGUUACAUUCUCAAACGACAAGGAGUCCCAACGCGAGAAGUUUAUCCUCAUAGUUUGGAUUGGUCCCGGCUGCAAAGUGAUGCGGAAAGCAAAGAUCUCCGUGCAUACCGCCGAUGUCAAAGCCGUGUUGCGCACUUAUUCAAUCGAAGUUCCUGCACGAGAAAAAGACGACUUAAAAGAGGAUCCUAUUAUUGUACGACUGCGCAAGGCGGGAGGAGCAAGCUAUGAUGGGGUGUAGACCACAACAAAUCAUCUUUGUGGUAUUGGUCACUUGCUUUUACCAAGGAUGUGACGCUCAUAAUGGAAGACAUUUGCAUUUCAUCU
Molecule: messenger RNA, 637 nt
Organism: Serpula lacrymans var. lacrymans S7.9
Lineage: Eukaryota; Fungi; Basidiomycota; Agaricomycetes; Boletales; Serpulaceae
Exons: 5
Coding region: 117-551 (144 amino acids)
Biological process (GO): regulation of actin filament polymerization
Cellular component (GO): actin filament; site of polarized growth; cortical actin cytoskeleton
Molecular function (GO): actin filament binding
Source: RefSeq, a predicted model, not a curated record